Messenger RNA from Symbiodinium sp. CCMP2456, 417 nucleotides. NCBI's taxonomy places the organism in Eukaryota, Dinophyceae, Suessiales, Symbiodiniaceae. The record is from the annotation of a GenBank genome assembly.
AUGUUAGUAUCUCGCAGGACUCUAGCCCAGCUCAUGGUACUGCACCAACGCUGUUCGAUCCGACCAGUCCGCAUGCAGCCAGUUCUGGGCAGCACUCGCAGCCCUCUUGGAAUCCCAGGAUUCUGCGCCUUGGCUUGCGCUCGCCGCCCCGAGGGCGACCGCACAGAGAAUGAGGAUCCGAUGUCUGUCAUGGAGCAAAGCCGCAAAGUUGCAGAGGAUGCAUUGUACCAGAAUGAAGCAGGUCGUAAGAAAGCGGAACGUGAACGCCAGAAGGCCGCCGAGGAGCAAGCUGGAGCUUGGGACGGCGGUGGUCGCCAUGCGCGAAUACCCAAGCGUGUCGUGCCAUUGGAGUAUCAAGCUGGCCAAGGUUGUUUCGGCAUGGCCUGGUCGGUGCGGAGGGGCAUGCCCGGAAGUGAG